Symbiodinium sp. CCMP2456 is the source of this 4563-nucleotide messenger RNA. Lineage: Eukaryota; Dinophyceae; Suessiales; Symbiodiniaceae. The record is from the annotation of a GenBank genome assembly.
AUGAUUCGGCUUUUGCCCGGCGUUGUCGAUUCUGUAGUUUGUUCGGCCAACCAGUCAAAGACCCAUAUCAUUUUGCCCGUCGGCAGGCAAGCAACUGUGCUGGACCCCAUCACUGGGCUUCCACCCGGAUGGCGUGAGCGCGAGAAGGCGAUCUUGACCGGCUCCAAAGCGGGAGAGAUGCAGCAAUUCUUCGAGAAUGAGUUCCUGGGGAAAAAAGCUGACAGCAUUAGGAAGCUCAUGAAGCUCGUGUGCGACGUGACUGGCGAAGAUGUGGAGAAACUGACGCAGCAGAGCAUGGCGAUCCGCAAUCCUGAAAGCGCGAAGAGCGCCAAAGCAAAAGCGCCCAAGGCCAAAGCCAAGGCGGAGGCUGCGCCAAAAGCCGCUGCCAAGGUGAAGGUCAAAGAAGAGCCUGCAAAGCAACCCAGAGAGUCCAAGCCGUCGAAGAAGCGACCGAAAGCCACCAAUGGCAAGCUGGAUCCAGACACAUACCUGCCGGCCGGAUGGGAGCAAGUGGAGAAGGCAUACAAAACCGGCGGCAGCGUCGGCAAGACAUAUAUCCGCUUCCAGAAAGUCAGCGGUGGCGGUUCAAUCUGCUGCACAAUCAACCAGGUUCUGCAAAAGCAUCUGGAAGACACCGGCGAAGAUCUUACGGCGCAGUACCAAGAAAUGAAAGACAAGAACGAGCGAGAGAAGGCCCAACGCCGAAAAGAAGAAUCGGAAAAGAACAAAGAGAUGAAGAAGCAAAAACGUGAAGAGUACAUCGAAAAUUUUCGUGCUGCGUACGGUGCCCUUACUGGAUCAGUCGUCAUGGCUUUGCCGGGCUGGAGCGGUGAGGCGAAGCAUCUUGAGGGCUGCGGACAACUCUGCUCUGCCUACUACGACCCAGACGGCAAAACCUGGAAGCUUCUCAAAGACAUCGAGGCACACUUCGGAAUGCUGAUGGAACAGGGCAAGCAGGAUACAUUUCCAGACUUCGAUGCGGCUCGCAAUUCCCAGGCCACCGACGAGAAUGGCAGAGUCAUCAACGCCGCCAGGCGGCAGAAUCAAGUAGAAGAGUGGACGCGGGAGCAAAAGCAGCCUGAAAAGGAGAAGCCCAGGAAGCGAAAGAAGCAGUUGAAGAUGGUGGACUAUGCCCACUAUAGAGAGACCAGCCAUCUCAAGCUCUUCGACGUUUCCAAGAUGACCGAGAAAGCGAUGGAGCAAGAAAGGCUGCCGGACGGGCCAACUCUCCAGAAAGAGGCUCAAAAGCUCCUGAAGCUGCUGAUCCAACGGGGAUUUCCCGAGACCACGCAGAUCCUCUAUAUGCGGGGCACCUUCAAGAAGGCUGCUGGAUCGAAGCUGAUUAAUGCUAUGGCGGGAUGGUAUUUCAGGAAGCCCUUUGAGGUGGCCGAUCGGUCCUGUUACCAGCACGUCAGACUUAUUGGGGGAAGGCCCGUGUGCAGCGAUGCUCAUGUGUUCUGGAGUGGUCACUACGGCCUCUGGAAGUUGGGAGCCUUGACAGACGACAAGGCCGGGCUGGCUAUCUGUCAAGGAAAACACAAAGACGUGCAGCAGCUGACGGAGCACUGGAAGCUUUACGUUGAGACACUCUGUGAAUACCACGUCCUCUCAUUGUUUCCUAGAUGCGAACCGCAUAUUAUGUUGCCUGGACCCGCAGGCCCGAUUGCAGACCAGUUUGUGGACAGUUUUCGGGAAGCAUCAGCAAACCUAUCAGGCACGGAGGGUGCUGAGCUCAGCUUCUCUUCUUGCGACAUGCAUGAAGAUCAUGAGCUCCCAGGGUACAAAUACCAUGCCUUCAUGAUGCUCCGUCCUGCUGUGCGCUUGAGAAAGGAGGCGGCCCUUCAUGCCUCCCCCUCAGUCGGCAAGGGCCCGCUGGGCGAAUGUGUGCCUUGCCAAGCAAGACAAGGGCGAGCUGCGUCGUCAUGCAAGACGUUCAAGCAGAACUUAAGUGGCAGACCAGGGUCCGCUGCACUAGUGGUGGCUUUGACGGUCGUAGCCCAUCAGGUAUGGAGCUCGGAGGCGGCGCGAGACCAGGCAGGGAAUGCUGUUAGGAGAGAAUUGGCUAGUGGUCAACCUUCCAGUGUCCAAUGCAAGGAAUCCUUCAAAUUUCUGGGCACAGCACGGGAGGAGGCCCAGCAGAUUCUCAGGCAGUUCGAUGAGUCCCAUGCGCCGUUGAAGGAAGAUGCAGACAAUGCACUCAGCCGGGAACAAGUGCAAGAACAGGAGCAAGAGCAUGAAGAAGAAGUGGAGGAGGACCACGAGCAAGAGGCGGAGCAGGAGGAGGAGGUCGACCGGCUCCUGGAAGCGCCAGCUCCGCAGAAGUACGCCAAGGAGUCAGAGGAGGCCACGCCUUGGCCACUGCAGGGCCUCGUCACGAAGUCAAGCGCUGCCCUCCCUUUCUACCCACUAGCGGACUUCGCGGUCAACAAAGGGAUCCUCAACGAGUCAAGCCCCGCCUUGGAGGGGCUGCCUGGCUUCGUCAUGGUCAGCGAGAACCACUAUCGCAGAAGUUGGCGAUUGACUUCGGUCCGCAGGCUUCGCAAUGUCGCUUGCUUCAUGGAGUGGGUACCUUCUGUUCGGAGACUGAAGCGGUUUUCUGUGUCCCCAUCGGCGCUGUCGCAAGAGCAACGCUUUCGCUUGCGCGAGGCCUUGGAGUUGUGCUGCGGCAGCCGAGAAGAUUGCUCCGCGGGUUUCGGCCAAGAGGAGGUCCGUGCGAUUUGCGAAGUGUUAGACCUCGUCGACGAGGGCGAAGCAUACAUCGCACAAAUGUCCACAGGUAGUCGGGUGACCCUUGGCGAGCUGGAGCAGGCUUUGGGCACCCAGGAGUUCUUCCGCAUGCAGCAGGGGCGCUUCUUCGUGGCCCUCGGAUUGGCUGAGGCAGAGCAUCUCCGCGGUGCUCUGCACCUCAUAGCGGGGCAGAGCUGGUGGCAAGACUGCUGCGUGGCAUUGAGGUGCAUCCAGUGCAAGGAGUCGGUGAACGAGUCGCUGCUGGAUUUUGUCGGUCCAGUUCGGGAGAGUUCGGAGCUGGGCUUUCAGCUGCAGGCAGCGGAACAGCUCUUGCGUUUCUUGGACAGUGCAGAGGACUUCCAGGCAAGGGAAGUCAGUGUCCUACUCCGAUCACUGCAGCUCACCCGGACGCAGGACCGCCUCCCUUGGUGGCUAGAUGUUCGCGCAUGCCGGCGCCGAGCUCACAGGCACUGGCAACGCCUGGCAGUAUCGAAAAUCUUCUUGCAGACUGACGAGUUCGAAGAUUGGGCUACCAAGGCCCUUCUUCUACGGCUUCGCUGGACGUUGGCAGCGCAGCGGCUUUGGCCCAGCGAUGCUUUUCGCUUCAUGGACGCCUCCAACAACGGCUGCCUCCAGAGACGUGAUCUGUCUGCAGGCCUUGAGAGCUUCGGGGUUCGAAGUGAGGGGCUCCAUGACGCUCGCUGGGCACAGCAAGUUGCAAAUUUGUUCCGCUGGAUUGCGCAAGAGGGGCGAGAGGUCCUCUUUCUGGAAGACUUCCGUGCUGCCCUGGAGCUACAUGACACGACUCCGGAGGGUCACCAAAGCUUCUCGGCUGCAGCUUCCCCCGCCUCGCGAGCCUCGCCAGCCUCGGUGCAAAAGUCCCUUGGGCCAGAGGCGAAGGAGACUGCAUCUACAAAGCCCCAGCGACAGGCGGAGGCUGCAACUCCUCCAGCCCCGACGUCCGAGCCAUCAAGGAAAAGUGCAGCGGAAGAAGAUCCAGCACGUCCUGCACCUACCAAGACCGCCGAGGAGAGAUCCGACUAUCCCGCUUCACCAGUUACGGCAUCACCCUUGACAAGGCCGCGCACACCGAGCUGCUCACCGGAGGGCAGUGUUUCUCGGCUCUCGCCGGACAUGUGUCGGCAGCUGUCGGCUGGCCGUUUCAAGCACAAGUGGCAAAAGCAUUCUGCGUUCCACCCGGUGUGGUUCGCCAACGAUAUGGGUGCCAAGCCUUCCCUUGCGAUUUGGGCGCCAGUUGAGCUCGUUCCACGCGGAAAGUUUCUGGGCGUGAAGCGAGGCUCCCAUGCAGUCAAAGAGAGGCUUUCGUUUGGACAUUAUGUCAGCAUGAGCCCUUCACCGCCAGUGACGGACUUGUUGGAGAUCACGGAUGAGCAGUACAGUGGCUUCUUUGCGAAGCAUCCACGGGACGAACUCAACCGUUUCCUGGAUACUUACUUUCCACAUCCGAUUCGCUUCCGGCAAGUUUGGCACUUGAAAGAGUCAGCGCUGAAGUCUGUGUACAUUUGGGCACCGGUGCCCCCAUCACCGGACUUCACGGCGUGCGGCAUGCUGUGCACGACCGAUGACGAGGCCCCGGCGCUGCAAGAAGUGCGCUGCCUUCCAAGGGUUUGGGCCGAGAGGAUCCCUGCGCGUGCCGCACAGGUGUGGUCGGCUGUGGGUGAGGAGGGUUUGGCAGCUUCGGCCUGGCUGCCAGGCGGAGAGAUCACAGGCUUUCUGCAGCUUUCGACUGGGGCAGCUGUGGAGGUCAUGCCGGAGAUGCAGCGCAUGCAGCCGCGCCACAAGAAAUUCUACGUCUCGCUCGCGCAGACUGAAUGA